AUGACAACAACUCUGUGUUAUAAGAUCUUGACAUGAAUGAGUACGAACAUAAUUCAUUAGUUGAUGUGGUAUGUUCUGGCGUCUGUUUCGUCGGGGCGACGGGCAUUACAACUUUUUGAUGACUGGGGAAAGGCUUUUAGUAAUAGGAUUGCCAAGACUACGGAGAUUUGAGUUGUGUUUGGUUAACUUGACGUGCUGAAGGCUUAUUACAUCAUGGACACCGCAAACUUGAACGAACUGCUAGAGUGUUCAGUGUGCCUGGAACAACUUGAUCAAACUUGUAAGGUUUUGCCUUGCCAACACACCUUCUGCCGCAAAUGUCUGGAACAAAUCGUCGAAAGAAGAAAGGAGCUUAGGUGCCCUGAAUGCAGGGUUCUUGUCGAAGUGGACGUGAAAGAUUUGCCAGUGAACAUUAUGCUCAUACGAAUUCUAGAAGGUUUGAGCCAGCUUCCGAAGCAGAGAAAACAGGUAGGCGCUUAUAUUGAACAACUAAGACGCUAAAUAAUAAUUUCCUUGUAAAAAUUAGAGACACAGUUUUUUUAAUAUUAACCCUGUUAAUGCGCACGACCUAUUAUCAUCGCAAAGUGCGUGCGACUGACAGUGCAGCUCUUUGAUGAAUGCCGGAGGAGCUGGGGUUUGUGGCGAAUAGAAUUUAUACGAACAAAACAUGUAGAUAGAGGACACUUUUGUUUCUUUACUGUUUUAUUGAAAAGCUAUUGCAACUUCAAUUUCGAUUUUCGUAAUCGGCGAUCGACACUUAAUUCCGAUGUUCGAUUUUCAUUUUCCGAUCUCUGAAAAAAAAAAAAACGUAGGCAAUAUUUUGACCGCAAUUGAAUGAAAAUGAAGAGUGUAUCCUCUUAAAAUAGAAGCUAUAUUGGAUCUUUUUCAUUGAAAAGUAUGUUGACCAUAGUUGCUGCAUACCGUAUAAAUAUGUUUACCUCAUUAAUUCAGCACUCGGCUUUGGUCUGUUCCACUAGAAUCAAGGUCAUGCCACAGAAGACCCGCUUUUUUGCGAAAUUAUCUUCGAAUUCCUGGGUCAAACAUUUGCCAAUUUACUUUCAACGCCUGCGACAUUUUUAGAGAGAAAUAUUUUUUUGUGUAUGUGCCCCGGAAGUACAAACUGAUUUCCUCCCUUCGAUGUAUUAAAGCGCCCUGUGAUAAGAAUAUAUUUCCUUCUUAAUAGUUUGAUCGUUUUUUACGAACUUUAAAGAAAGGUUAAUUUUUAUAAGUUAAAAAGGACUUUAAGCAAUGUUUAAAUUGCUAAUUGUAGUUUACAACGUUCGAAUGUUUUACUGGCUUUGUUUUUCUAGUAAUGCGUGCCGGCGUAAGUCAUAAAAUUUCCCAUUGUCAGAAAAACUCGGAGGCUUUCCGUGGUGCUAAAACAACAAAUCAUACGUUAUCAGUUGUAGCGGAAAUGGUAGCAAGUAUUCACAUGAAUUUUGCAAAUGUUGGUUAAGUUUUACACCUAAACAUCUUGAUCGUUUUAAGCAUGACUUUUUUAAUUUCUUUCUGAAAUGUAUAAAGUUCUUUUUAAAAAGUUGAUAAGUUUUUUUUUUUAAAAAAAGGCACUUGCAUUGUAUUCCAGAGUAAUGUUGUUUUGGUAUUCAUUGGGGCAUUGACCUAUAAUAUUGGAUGUUACAGGUCACGUAACGCAUCUUUUUAAUAUUGAUUAUUAUCUUUGAUGGUAGACACUAACUCUAAAUCUAUAAAAUUUAUGUUCGCCUCAAACAGAUGUCCUUUGGUUUUUGUGUGUGUUGACAUGUGUGCUGUAAUAGUGUUUUUUUUCAGAGAUUACUCGUGCAAACUUUGUGCGUUAGAAUGUACGUGUAAGGUGGUCGGCCGCAAGCUUUUCUACUCCUUCCUGUCUUGUUCUGUACGCGGGAAUUCAUUCUUCUCCUUUGAAAAUUAUUUCUCCUCCUCUAAAACAAGGAUAAUAAUUAUUAAUAGGGAAGUAUGCUAUGUGUCCUUCUGUAGCUCCAGAAAACUGCACUUUUUUUACCUGCUUUGAGUGAAACAGUUGAGUUUUACUAAUUUGAUUUAAUUACUUGACAGUAGAAAUCAACACUCCAGUACUCUCACACUCUUAUUUUACAUGUGCAGUGUAUAUUGCACAUGACCGAGCUUUAAUUAACUAGUAGUACGUGCAAAAUAUGCAUGUAUGCAAAUGAAAACCACAUCACUUUUAACAUGCGGAACAGUGAUAUUAGAGAAACAAAGAAUGUUUUUUCAACCGAAAAGUUCUGAGGGGUGUAAUUCUAUUUUCCUUGUGUCUGGAUGAUUGAGAAAUGUUUUCUUUUACUGAUGAAUUGUUACAGAUUCUGCUGGAAGAGCCAUGAAACCUUUCGCCAUCAAGAUAUUUUUUCACUAAUGAUAUAAAACUGUAAAAUAAAUAUCUCAUUACGAUAUCUCAUUGUACAGAUGUUUAUGUCUUAACCCAACAUGCUUCUGCUGAGUCACUGUUGUCUUUGCUUUCUGUUGAACCUCCAGUGAGAAUCUCAAAUUUGCUGGUUAAGAUAUUCUUCAGGUUGUAUCACCAGUUGCAACACAAUGAGUGUUGUGCAAAAAUUUACAUUUUUUGAUAGUCUGAGAUUUUUGUUCCUCACUAUUACAUAAUACAUGUUUUUUAAUUCAUCAGAAGGUACGGUACAUUGUAAAUAUUGGUCUUCUGGAGUCUUGUCUGCUGGAGGGCCUUUUUGCUAGACAUAUGCAUAAUAAGUCAUAUGAAAUGAUAUGCAUGUACAAGGGUUUUUUAUGAUCUGAUCGAGUAUUAUUACUCCUGAUCUCAUAGAGUGCCUUUAAUAAUCAAAUGACAUUAAGCUUAAAGAAUGAUUGAGAGACGGCAAUAGAGAGUUAACAGACAUUUAAAACAUAAAAUGAUAGCUAGCACUAAACACUGGUAGCACUAAACAGUGAAUUUCACUCUCCCCAAUGCAUUUAAGCUGUCUGGAUCAGUAACAAAACGUAAGUGGCUUAAUAUCGGGUGAUGCCUAAAAAUUUGUUUGUUUAGCAAUGGAUUAAUAUUAAGGUGACUGUCUAAGACACACAUGUACACUGCACAGUGAUUUUUGUCAUGUAUUACCUAUGAUGUUAUUCAAAAUAUAGCCUGUGAAAGAAUGCACUCUAUGCCUUUUGCAAAAGUUGGUCACAAUGACCAAUUAACAGAAUAUUUGUAAUGAAAACUACAACCUACGCUGCCUAAUAACUAAUGUUUGUUUCAGUUAGCCAGGAUCCCAAUUUUCUAGCCAAUGCUCUGUGGGGAGACUUUGGAGCAUGCACUGUGUCUAGCUAUAGAGUUGUUUUUCCAUACUGUAUCACUGAUUUUGUUUCCUCUACAUUCUGCAUCCCUGAUGCAUAAAAAUCCCCAAAGACGCAAAAUAAUUCAUGGCAUGCAUCCCAUAGGAUGCAAAGAUCGAUCGAACAAUCUGAACAUGAUUGUGUAUAUUGUAGAAAUAUCCCAUUCGUCAGGGCUUCUGAUAUUUCAUGCGGUCGCAGAGCCGCAAAAUUCAGGUAAAUCCGCGAAAUUCACAAAAACACGCAAAAUACCGCGAACUUCAGUAUAAAUCUUAUCAAAUACAUGUCUGCACAGCAUUUUUGAAACUUGGCUCAGCUACUGGGGCUAUUUACUUGCUGUAAACUUGCAAACUUAUUUCAAAACUUCAUCACUGAAAUGUGCAAACAACAUCCUGAAACUACCAGGCGUAGAUUAUGUUGCAAAAAACUGGGCACUAGCCAUGAUUUUAAAGGCUUUGCCAUUGGUUCAUUUCUGGAGCGUAUUGUUGUUGAAAGAGCAAAUGAUGACCUCUGUUAGAAAAACAUUAAAAAUGCUGGUCUGAUCAGCGCAAAUCCAAUCAAUUUCUAGUAAAAUUUGCCCUGAAAAUAACCACAAAAUCCGCCGUUUUUUUACCGAUUGCUUUCUGGCCAAGUUUGCCCCAAAAACUCCCGCAAAAUUCCUGCGAAACUGGCCGAUUUUUCCGCGAUUUUGUCCCAAAAAUUCUGCGAAAUUUAACUUUUUUUCCGCGACCUAUCAGAAGCCCUGAUUUGUGUAAUUUCUUUGGCAGUUAUUAUGGCUGUUAUUUAAUGAUGCAUAAUUAUUUCUUUUACGUCGCCUUUGUUGUGCUUUUAAAAUGGAAGGACUACAUGUACAUUGUAUAUUUUAAUUUCAGUGUACUGUGAUACAGAGUUUUGGAGUCUGUCUUCGAAUUAACUGUCUGGUUACAUAAAGGCCCAAACAUUUUCAAUUUUGGGACCUGUUGUUUCUGGACUGGAACUCCUAAUUUUUUACAAGAUGAGUCCUAGGACUCACCAUAACUAUUUGUAUCAAAAUCACUGGUGUAUACAUCUAAAUCAGUUCUGGUUGUACUAUUGUACAUGCUCUUUCAAUUCUUCCUGUAUUUACCUUACCUACAUGUAAUUUCUAAAAAAAAAAAUUGUAAUGUUUAGAGAAGGUUGAUGACAUGAAUAACUGUUACAAAAGCCAAUUAUAACUUGUGUGUUGAAACUAAUCCACUCUUAAAUUUUUCUUAAGGUACCUGAACCUUGUGCUAGGGCUUUGUAUGACUAUGAACCAAAAGAAGUUGGGUAAGUGCUGAUACGUAAUCAAAGGAAAAGCCACUUUCAACCCCGCAAACAAUAAUAUGACAAGUUGCCAUUGAAGCUCCCUGUUGCAGUCAAAAUGGGCAAAACUGUGACCUCUUUGAACUCUAGUGAACUCUUACAAUUGCAGCUGGCGUAAUAUGGCACUAAUGUAUAAUGUAUGCCCAAGUUUACUGAAAUGUUUUUAUUAUUAUUAUUAUUAUUAUUAUUAAUUAUAGAUUUAAGAAAGUAAGAACCUGUUCAAAUUUUAGGUUAAACAGGUCCUUGUAUAGAAAGGGCCUAGCCUAACAGGUUCUUAAAAACCAGGUUUUUAGUCGCAGGUUUUUACAGUAAUUAACAUUCUUGCAGUUUAGUUUCUCAUGCCUGAUUGGCUUUUUCCUUGCAACACAAUAAGAUUCCAGACAUAUUUACGGUGUUCACGGUUUUCCCGGUUUGACUGUAUCAGACAAAUGUACAUUUUGUGCAGUUUUAGUACAUGAAUGGUCAACUUGCAAAUUUCUCUGGUUUGCCUGUGGUCAGGUGAAGGCCAAGCAGGCCUGCUCUGGACAAUCUCUAACUUUGACACUUGAUAAUAAUUUUUAUUUAUUGCCACAUUUUUUCCAUGGCCUUCAUCUUCUACAGUGUGCACAUGAAAACAUCAUUGCUGCAAUAAAUCUACAUUGUAGAAUCAUUGUCUGUAAUUGCAGGGACAGCAUUAAUUUUUGUGGACCUUAUAAUAUUAAAUGCAUUGUGGCUUCAUGUCCAUUUCACCCCCCACCCCCUACAUCUACACAAGGUUAUUUACAUAUGUACAUGACUGUAUGAUGACUGUAUAAACAUCUGUAAAUUAUUUAGAUUUCCUUUUUUUUUUCUUCCUUCUCUCCAAUUUAAGUGAUUUAACCUUGCAUAAAGGAGAAAUUAUAACUUUACUAAAGCAAGUAGAUGAAAACUGGUAUGAAGGAUUGUGCAAUGGCUGUCAAGGAUUCCUCCCAGCAAAUUAUGUAGAGGUACAGUAUACAAUAUAUGUGUGCACUUAGGGUGCCUUACAUUCAAAGUGCACCUACAGGUAGCUUGAAGUUAAUUUGUUGAGUCUGUUAGGAAAAUUCAAAACAACUUUCCUUUCCUCUCCACCUCUCAGCCAGAGGAAACUGUGAUUUUCUAGAAUGCUAUUCUUUUAUUAUUUCAAUGUUGUUAAUGUAAAUGACUUGUACAUGCAAGUCAUGUUUAUAAGACUGUGGCGUGAAGGAUUCCAUCUCAGGCAGAAGGAUAAUGAUGAUGGAAAUCUGGGCUUAGGAUCAAAUUACAUGUAGUGUACAGCUGUAAUCAUUAUGGGUGGGGCAUACAAGUGUACAUCAAUGAAUUACAGCUUUACAUGCACCCAUAGUAACAAUGGUCCUUAGAGGGAGAUGAUUAGCGAGAUUAUGUGAGAUUUUACUUUUUGCAAUUUUGGUUUCAAAAUCCCACUGUAGGUUAUCAAUCCACUGCCGAGCCUAGAUGAUACGUUUGACAGACCAAUCGCCAAAGCAUUGUUUGACUUUGAAGAUGAACAGGAGCAAGAUUUACUUUCAUUUAAACAGGUGUGCACUCUACAUGUACAGUUACUUGUAUUAUCAGUGUAUACAUGUAUGUUGUGGUUCAAUUUUAUUUCCUUUUGUUUUGGGGAAUGAUAAUGUACAUGUAUGAUAAUGAGUUUGAAACAAAAAAGAAAACAAGAGUUAGACCAAGGAUAAAGUUGAACUACAUGUACCAUUCAAAUUAUAUUCAGGUUAAAAUUUUUUAACCUACAUUUAUUCUCAAUUUCCUUUUUCUCCUAGCCCUAAUUCAUGAAUAAUUAGCACUAGCUACAAUGUAGGGGACAAAGGAAAUUAGUCCAUUCACCCUUUAUUAAAACCCUAACAUCAAAAUUCAAAUUCUCAUUUGUUAUCCCUAUAUGUUUUCAGUAGAAGUAGUGGGGAGAAAUCAUGAAGUAGUGGGGAGAGAUCAUGUCUUUAAUUCUCAUGACCACUGUAAAAUGAAAUUAAAUUAAUUAAAUUAAAAUUAAAUUAAAUUUAAAUUAAAUUAAAUUAAAUUAAUUUUAUUUAAGCUCGAUAGUGUGAGGAGUGGUUGCCCAAUCUCCCAAGCCCAGGGCUCAUGUAUGAAACGCUCAAGCAUUCCGGAUCGAAUUGGAAUUUAGAAAUGUUGGUUUUUGCGGAGAGGGGAAAACCGGAGUACCCGGAGAAAAACCUCUCGGAGCAGAGAAGAGAACCAACAACAAACUCAACCCACAUCGAGUCGAGUCCGGGAAUCGAACCCGGGCCACAUUGGUGGAAGGCCAGUGCUCUCACCACUGCACCAUCCCUGCUCCCCAAAACCACUGUGUUUUAUAAAGCAGUGAUAUUACAAGGAGAAAUUUGAUACUGAUCACUCUUAGGGCUUAAAGGAUUAAAGGCAGAGGAUACAAAUUGCGACCCUGCUUGAAAAUCCCUCCAGCAAGGAUCAAAGUGAAAUGCCUCAGUGAAGAUGAUUAUUACAUGUACUCUGGUGUCAUGUUUAUUUUCUCUCAAUAGGGCGAUAUAAUAUAUGUGUUACGUCGAGUAGAUGAAAACUGGUGUGAAGGAAGGCUUAAUGGCAAACUGGGUAUUUUCCCAGUAUCCUUUGUAGAAGUAAGUAAUGUAGUUGUCUAUGAGAAGACACUUGAUUAUUGUAACUUAUAGCAAGAGUUGAUGUUACAAAAGGGAACUAAAAAAUGCCCAAUACUUUCCAUAAGCUUCAGAAACCGUGGAAGGGUUUAUUGUUUGUAAUUUUUUCUUUGUUAAGGGCAUCAACCCAGUCAGUGUACUUGAAGCUUUAUUAGAUGAUUAACUAAACGUAUGAUCAUGUUUUUGUUUGUUUUCAGUUUAACACAGUGGCGAGGAAACUUGCAGAUCGUGUUGACCAUCCUGAAAGCCCUUCUCAAGCUACUGCCAAACCACAAAGGAAUUCCCCUGCAUCUGACACGAACAAAGCAGAACCCAAGAGGCACACAAUGCAUUUUGUUGGUCAGCGCAAUCAAGAGAGCGAGUCAGCUGGACUUCAAAGGCGUUCUCUUGAUAUUAAAUCUUCAGACAGGCUGGCUGAUGCUCUUGAUCGUUCAUCUUCUUCAGGAUAUGUGUCGUCCGAAAGUACAUCUAGUCAGGUAAGCAAUGUAAUUCUGGGCUUUGUAACCCGUUUUUAGGGAGCAUAAGCAAUUGAUGAUGACGAUGGCGACGGCAACGAGAACGUCAACAAGCAAUAGGUUUAGGUUUUCUUUGCACAUGCAUCGCAUUGCAUCUGUUCAUUUCUUUGCUGUUACUGUACAUGUAUGACUACGACAUGAAAGUGCCCAAUUUCAUGUUUUGUGGAGGACAUGAACACAAGACAACUUCCUUUUUCUUUUCCUGAACUUUGAUACAGUCUUUUUAUAAUGAAAUUGCAGAAGUAUUUGCCAACAUUUGAUGAACUGAAAGAGAUGGAAUAAGCACGAUAAAAUUUGAAGCAGCACGAAUUCAUUUUUAAGGUGACGUUUUCAUGAAAGUCGCUGUUGUUGUUGCUAAAGCUCCCUAUUAAGGUACAUGUACAGUUGUUAGGAAUGACAUAUCACGAGAGUUCUCAACCUACCUGUACCUGUACUAUACUCUCCUAUUAAACAUGUGGUGUGUUGAUAUUAUAUUAUUGGUUUCAUCUUACACAUGACCAUUACAUGUAUUUUUAUGAAGAUACACGGAUGAGGUGAUUACCAUUGGACCGACACCUCUAAUUUUAAUGGUAAAGGUCAUGCACCUUACGAAAAUCCCAAAUCAAAAUGUUGGACUUUAAUCUGAGGUGCUCAUAUGAUAUUGGCACCUUUUCGAGAUUCAAAGUGUAAUGAAACAGGUAAUUAUUUUGGUAAAUCGCGUACCAUUAUGCCACUUUGCAAUGCACCUAACUGGGUUUUUCUGUCAGAUGCAAUUAAUGGCCUUUAAAUUUUUCCUGCUAAUUUUCUGAAUCACCCGUUUUUUUGUUGGCGGCUUCCCACCAAUCCUUCAAUCUGACUGCAGUGGCUUGAAAACCGUAUAAUGUCUUAGGUUCCGCAUAUAUUAAGUGAGCCAGCUGGGUUAGCUACAUUGGCCUACUUUACUGGGCUGGCUCACCGCAUAUGUACAGUGUACGGGCCCUUAAUCUCGUUCAUGCAUUUCUAUUUUCCUAGCGAUCAUGGCGAGUAUAAGAAUUCACUAAGGCAGCUAUGGAAGUCAUGGUCACAAUUUCACAGCAGUCAUAUUGAUACUAGCCUGCAGUGCAGGCGUUUCCUUCGGGCGCGUGAAUGUUUUUGCUCGUGGAAGCGCCAUUUUGAAACUCCAAAAGAGUAGAGGAAAUGGGGCGACCCUAAUGUUAACACUAAACUCUCCCCAAUCUUCCUCUGUCAUAAAAUCAAAGAUGGCGCCUUCAACAGUACUAACAUAAACAAGCCGCUUUCGACCGCCCAAAAUACGCCUGCACUGCUGUCUAUUUUGAUACCCGCUUUUACUUAGAUAACAGUCACAUUCUUCUUUUGUUUUUAAGAACACUCCACCACCAAGAUCUAAUACCAAUAGUCCAUCAAGUCAAUCACAGCCAGCCGCUGGACGGCGGGGUUCAUCACCUUUGUUUGUUAGUCCAUCUCAGUUGGCUUCAGGCAGACAAGCUUCACCUGCUGACUCCAAUACAAAUACAGCGGGUUCAAGACCAGUGUCAGCAGAAAUGGGAAAAGAAUUGUAAGUAGCACUUAAUUUUCUUCAUUUUCUCACUUCCUUUUUUGUUUAACCAGUCCAAAGUCCAAAGAAAUUGAUUUUAUGUGAAAUACAGUGUAGACCGUGUCACCGUUUGUUCACGUGACAAGAUUUAGCAUUUUUUUUUGACAUGUUUUCAAUGAAAUUUGUUGAAGAACUUUGACGGGAUCCAUUUGAUACAGAACUUAUCAAAAAGCGUAAUAAAAUUAUUUUGGAUCCUUAGCCUGCUAAAGAGUUCAAGGCAACUGGUCUGAACGGCAACCAAGAAUGUGGGUUUAUUGUUUGCACUGAUUACUUCAUGCUUCAUAAAUCGGCUGGGGCACCUUUCAACCCUGAUACUAAAAUGUUCUAAGAGGUAUACACUGUAGUAGGGAGAAGCUGUCCAAAUAUCCAGCAAAAUUCCACUUGUUUGAUCACGUCCCUAAUUCUUGUUACCACUCUGUUCUAUGACGUGUUGUAUUGCAAAGAAAAAAUUUGAUGCUGUUCACUUUUAGGGCUUUAGGACACAAGCCGUACACUGUUUUUCCUAUUAGGUUGAGUUUAAGUCCCAGGCGAAAUGUCGAACUUUUCAUGAGAUGAACCAAACUCAGUGAUUAAAGUUCAUGAAAAGUUCGACGUCUGGCUCAGUUAAGUUCGUCUGAACGAGUCUGGAUAAUCCAACACGUUCUAUCCGUCUACUUCAAACGGAAGUAGACGUGUAGCACUUGACAGUUAUGAUCUAAAACUGAUAAACUUGUGGCCCUCCGUUAACAUAAAAUCAUUAAAAUAUUUAAAAAAAAUUACAAUGUCAAUUUAAAAAGAUUAAAAUUUACGUUUAUAAAAGCUAUAGUAGACACAAUUUAAAAACAAAGAAGAAUGGUAUUUAAAAAACUAUUGACAGUCUUAUUUGAAAAUUUUUAACGAUUUAAAACAAGUAAAAGUAAAAUAAAAAUUUUACUUAUUUUACUAUUUUGCGGAAUAUAUAGGCCUACAUGUAGGCCUAAGAUGUCACAAGAGCGACGGCAGCAAAAACGUCACUUUUAAAAAAAGUGACUUGGCGUUCUUUGAAAUUUUAGCGCGAUUAGCCCAACUCGCCAGCUGAGUUUGCAAAUGCAGGCGAACUCUCCUGGACUUGAAUUCUGAACAAAAAUAUCCAAGUUUACAAAGAGAAAGGGAGAUUUGUUGUGUUAUGUUAACGUUAGUGGUGGGAAUCGGUUGAGAUUUCACAAUUGAUCAUCGGAAAUAAUCGGAUUGCUCCAAUCGAUCGAUCGUCGAUUAUAAUCGGAAAAAUCUACCAGUAAGCAUUCCAAGAUUACAUUGCAGCAGUUCAAGUGAGACUGACACGAAAUCAACAAAACACACGUACCACAAACCUUUGUUGGCGUAUUUCUUUCUGCAGAGCCUACAGAUUACCUUCGUCAUAUCUCAAGUUUUCCUUUGUUUUGGGCCCUUCCUUCACUUGAUAAAAACCAAAAUAUUCCCGCACGUUUGACCUGGCGUUUCCAGGAUAACGACAGAUCUCCAACUCGGCCAUUUCAGCCGCCAUGUUAGACUCGUCAGCAACAUGUAAGGGAGGCAGGUCUGAGAGAGGACCCUGGAAAUCGCUGCGAUGUUGUUUCUUAAUACCUUUCAUUCGCUAGUGAUAGUAGUGAUACUACAAACGCGAAACAGUAAGCUUGUAAUUUAUGUUUUGGUUCAGUUGUUUACGAAAUACAAAGCAGCUUAGCAUGCCACAUCUUUCAAAUAAGCGUGGCGUAUUUAAAGUGACAACAACACAGCGCGCAGGGUACGCAAAGGUAAACACCUUCAAUCUUAGAUUAUAUCUGCUGUUAUGACUUAGAAGUUAGAAGUCCACGAAAAAGACAACUCACACCAAGAUAUUAAACGUACAUUUUUAUUGAUUUUAAUACUUUUAUUUGUCACCAAUAAAUUUUUAAUUUUUCCGCGACAAUCGAUUAUGAAAAAAGCAUAAUCGAUUGUCGCGUCGCUUGAACUUUUCGAUCAACUUUCGAUUAUAAUCGAUCAUCGGCCCACCACUAGUUAACGUUAUCGUGAAAUUAGGCGGUUCACGUCGAGGUCGUUCAGUGACGUCAGGCGUUAUGCACGCAAAAAUGCUGUUUUGCCAGCUUUUUUGGCGUUUUCUUUGCCGUCGCCGUAGUGACAUCUAAGGGCCUGUUUAUAUGGAGGUGGGGGACCCAAGGUAGGUGGGGUAACCCGCCUGUCCAUAUAAUCGCUCAUUUUUAAUUUGAUCAUAUUUACAUGAUAGGUGGAGUGAACCGCCGCGGGUUACCUCACCUACCUGGGGUUCCCCACCUCCAUAUGAACAGGCCCUUAAACUCUCUUUAUCUUUGUAAACGUACAUACUUAAAGGUUGUGAAUUGCCUCCAACAGAUAUGUUGCCCUGUAUGGUUACAAGCCAGCUAAAGACGACGAGUUGGAACUGGUUCGAAACGAGACCUACUUUGUAACAGAAAAGUGCAAAGAUGGAUGGUUUAAAGGAUACUCGGCGACUACUCAAAAAAGAGGAGUCUUUCCUGGAAAUUAUGUUCGCCUAGCCAGGUAGAUACUUCUGAUAAAUAACCUGUUGAAAUUGAUAUCUUCAUUCAGUGUCAGCUAGGAGUACCGGAGAACUCAAUAAUUAUCAGUAUUUCCAAAAGAAACCAAUGACCUGAAUUCGGAAAUUGUUACACCAGUAUAGGUUAUUUAGAGGGACAGUUAAAAAAACUGGCAAGAUGAAAAACGUAAUGUCAAGACCGUUAGUUCUGUUCACAAAUCCCAGGAAGAGAACCAAAUCCCUGAGUGUUUUCUAUAAUCCUAAAAAUCAAUUUAAAGCUGGAAAAAGUAGAUCUUAUUUGUGGCUAAUGAAAUGAAUCUUCCAAGACACUCACGGAUACCCAAACAAUUCUCACUGGUAAUAAUAAUGAUAAUUCCGUUAUUUUCCCUCGGCAGUACUUAUAGCACUAAUGCUAGUGGGGCCAUGCAAAUGCCUGAAAUAAAUAAUUCUAAUUAAACUUAACAGGGUUAAGAAUCCCAGCUGCCUGGAGGUAAACCAGUUGGCUGUUUACAUGCAUGGCCGAGUAUUUGAACUCGGGACUACGAGCUAACUGUCAGGGCGGGACUUAAACUCGGGGCCUCCGAAUUGCAAGGCCAGCGCCCAAACCGCUCGGCCACGCUCACCCCUUACUGAAACAUUAGGUAAUAUGCAUGAAUUAUCACAAAAUUGAAGCUUAGUCAUUAUCUUUGAAAACUAUUAAGUUUUCGGGCUGUCACUUAAAGGGCCAGGGUCCGUGAAUUUCCCCGGCUACUAUAAACAUGCCCCCCCCCCCUCCCUUUCCGCCUCCGCAUCCCCCAGAUACUUUCAUAGAAAACAAAACAAAAUAGAGCCAAAAGUACUUUAUAAUUCUUCAAUUCCCCGCCUACUAAUUGCAUAUACCCACUGAACGUGAAAUUCGUAAGUGACAGUCCUGUAUAAUACUCAGUUUCCUUUGAAUUUCAUUGGGCAUGGCCUUCCCAUGUGAGAUGAACCCUAACCCUCAACUUUCCCUUAUAAGGGGGCAUUGUUAAAAAAAAAAAAUGAGUUUCUCGGACCUCUUUAUAAAGUCCAGGACGUCUUUUUACUAGCCGAGUGCAAAGGAAGCACUGUCUUUAACCUGGAUUAGUACGUUAAUUUGUGCUACUAAUUGUUGGUUUUGACUGUCGCUGACUCCUGUUUAUUGUGAAAUUUACAGCAUUCACAAUUUACUGACAAGUUCACAAAGUACCAGUCCAGAGCAAGACAAAAUGCCAACACAAAAUGGUAUUCAACCACAACCUCCUCUGCAUCAAAGGCCACCACCGCCACGACACGCUAUCUCAGAAGGGGUCUCCCAGACUAGAUUUCAACGGUCGGACUCUGCCCCACCCUACCCCCAACAAUCAUCGACAACCAUGAUGGGAAGUCUAGUCGUCAAUUUAGGUCGUCAAACAAAUUUAGUAGAAAACAGGAACAUUGCCCAGGGACCAGCUGAGAGGAGCAGAUUUCCACCGACUUCGCCCCUUCCCCCACCUCCGGCACCCAAAUCGGUAUGUCCAUGUUUCUCAUCUGUUCAGUCAAGGAACCUUCCAUGAGGGGUGUGUGUGUGUGUAUGUGGGGGCGGGGAUGGACAGGAGGGUCAAAACCUCCCAUCCUUUUUUUUCUUCUUGGCCCCUUCUCUUAGCCCUUUUUCGAUUGCAAAGUAUUAAGCAUUGUUGCGUAAUUUCUGUUUAUUCCUCCCGCUUUCCGCCUUUUAAAAACUCUCACCUCCCCGUCUUUCCUUUCCCGUCACCCAUACCACUCCCCCCUAUACUCCCGGGCCUCCACCCCCUGUCAUCCCCACUUUCAAGUUACAUAAAGUUGUUGGAUACCCCCAAAAGAAUUCCAGUUUUGGGCUGUCCUUCUCAAACGAAUGGUAUGUAUACAAAAACGUUAUAUGAAAAUUGUCUUAAAUAUUUCUGCCUAUAGACAGUUGUAUGUAAUUAUGUAUAAUUCUUUGUUAUCUUUGUCUUUACAGAGUGGUUUUUGGAAAAAGCUGAAAGGCAAAAAGAAAGACAGAUCAAGGUUAACACCACCCCCUCCCCCGCCGCCUCCAUAUCAAAGGUACAUAAUUAUCUACAUGCAGUUAUACUGUUGUCCACUAUUCCCCGCCCCCAAUUACACUCCCUUGCCAUUAAAGAUGCUAUUCAUGUAGUGUAAAUGUACUUGGGUUGUUUACAGUUAUUUCCAGAAAGGUUGUCGGAAAAAGUGCACCCGACAAUCCCGAAAGGUAUUGCAGGUGGUUUUUAAUUUACUGUUUUUUCAAAGAAAUUUCAAAGAAUGGCAAGAGGAGCCAUGGACGUAAGUUAGCGAGUGCUAAAGGAAGGCAACAAAAGUAGGUUCGACCGCUACAGUGUCAGGAACAGUGUAUUGAUCAUAUCCCAUAUUACCUUUUGGGAUUGUCGCGUGCACAGUUUUUCCGACAACCUUUCUACAAAUAGCUGUAUGUACCAUGUACCUUACCCCAUACACGACAUGUGCAUCAGUUGGCAUCCUCCUCUAUUCCCUGAUUCCCCAGUUCCGCAGGCCUCGCACCUAACGUCAAGUCACCUACUGCCUUGAGCCUUCUCCACAUUAUGAACCCCUCCAUUUGAUUUUUGUUAACAGUCCCUUUCUCUUUAGCGAAAUCCGUCCGGGAGAGGUGCGUAACACGCUAAAAGGUCUACCCAGUAAGUUGAAUGGUUAGGUCUCAAAGGAGAGAAAAACUUUCUAGUGAAGGAUUGUCUACCUAUUGCUAGAUACUAACUAUUACAUGUAGUUUAAGCAAAAAAUAUCAAGCCAUCCAUUCUAGAACGUAUGCAAUUUACAGUCGAAGAACAAAUUUCAAUCACCGCGGAAAGCACAAAGUAUUUAAACAGAAGUGACACGAAUUACUUCAGACACUAAUUCUUUGAGUGAAUUUUCCUUUUAUUGCUUACUUUUUCCAGGUAUUAGAAGGUAAGCAUGUUUGUACGAUUAAUCUUACAGUAUCUUUUUUCUCUUUCCCUUCCACCAGAAAUGUCCCUGCUGGUCACAGUGCAUUAUCACCCCCUCCAUACGACUUUGGGAUCAUGUUUUUAUCCAGUCAGGUCAGCAACUAUUUUCUGAUUUUAGUCUUAGUGACUUCAGACAACCGGAAAUUGCCCAAAAUUCUUGCCAGUCGUGUGCCACAAAGCAUAGAAUCAGCCAAUCAAUACUCGAACCAAAUGCAUUAAGCGAGCGUCAUGCGCGGAAAUACCAUACAAUUCUGAUUGGUUGAUAAGGUGACGUGUUAUUUCUGAGCCAAUAGGCCAUUUCUGAGUUCCAAAAUCACUCACUUUCAAAACGAGGCUAGGUGCAAAGCCUUUGUUGUAAAAAUGAGUUUUAUUUGCAUGAGAAUAAAUAAUCAUUUCCAUAUCAAUGGAUUCACACUUAACCUCGCUUUGAAACAGAGGCUUGAGGCAACACUAAACCAAGGUAAUAUCCGCGGCUAAGUAAUGCACCUCCCUAUUUCAUCACUAAUUAUUAUGUUGAUGUCUUGAUCUUUUAGCCCUCAAGGGAAGGCAUUUCGGGGCAGAAGUCGAGAUCUCCGAGUAGAGAUGAAAACCCACCCGUUAUUGAAAGGUUGGUAUUCAACAGCAGCAUUAGCAACAAUGAGGUCCGUUUCAGACGUCGAACUUUACAUAUGCCGAGUCUAAUGCACACGAGCGAGAACAAUACAUUUUCUGCACAUGGGAGGUGCGACGUUGGAAAUCAGCCUUUAUAUUGUGUGUGUGUGUGUUUUUUUUUUAUUAUUAUUAUUGUUUUUUUAUUUUCAUGUACUGUACUAAAAAACGAUUAGGAGUGUAUUAUCAAGCUUAAAAACAUUCGGCGAAACCUGAUAAUACACGACGGCGAGGUUUUUGAAGGGCUAAUAUUUUGCACUAAUAUUUAGAUUUAGGUUAUUUUGGUCUAAAGAAUUGGGCGUAAAGUUUAGCCGUGUCCUUAACAAAUAAAAAGACAGUCAUUAAACAUUGGUUUCUUUUUUUAAUGGAGCGUCAGCAAACUUGCUGAAAAAGGUAAGUACAGUUUUAACAUAAAGUUGAUGAAGAAAGGAUCAUCACAGUUAAAUACGCGACCUAUGCAGUUGCGAAAAAAAAACCUGAAAAAAAUUAGGCUUGUCUGGAUUCGAACUCUGACCCCUGGGGUACCGGUGCAGCGCUGUAACCAACUGAGCUGAUCAUUUAAUGUGAUAUAUGAAAUUCACGUAUUCAUCAUUUCAUUAAAACAGCGCUUGUCUCGUUUAUCAGUAUUUUUUUUUCUUUCAGGUGCCGUGCUGUUGUACCGUACCCACCUCAACACGAAGCAGAGCUUGAGCUUCUAAUCGGCGACGUCGUUUAUGUAACGAAAAAACGUCUAGACGGUUGGUACAAAGGGACGCUAGAACGAAAUGGUAAAACGGGCUUAUUUCCAGGGACGUUUGUAGAGAGUUUUUAAUAGAUAUGAAUGGGCAGAAGGCCCGAGAACACGUACUUUAGUUUUCAUAGGCAAGAUCUUUUUUCUUUAAAUCGCUGGUGAUCCAACUUAAAGCCUUAGUGAUAAUUUUCCGAAAGACUCGAAAAUGUUCAUUUUCGAACCAUCCGCUAUCCACUACCAUCAACAGUUUUAACGUAUAAACGUACUUACAGAAAUAAAAUUUAAAUAAAGACAUAUUCAGGGACACAGAAGGGAUGAAAUAAAAAUGUUGGCAUGCCCAGAACGUUUUCUUAUCAGCAGUUGAAUAUUCUAUUAGCUCCUAUGGAGCACUUUUUAUGUGCUUUCAGUUGUGUGGUAGUAUGAACUUUGAAUGUGGGUUCCAAUCUAGAAAUUGCCAGAAUUUGUUUUAGUUUUACAUUUAAAUGCUUUGAGGACCCAGGUGCACUGUUCAUUGUUCAUAGUUCAGUCAUAGCUUAAUAAUACUUUCUAAAGGUAGUGCCUAGGAAUGCCUAGAGUGCCACACUUUCAUAUUGAUGCUUACGCCUGAAGCCGCGGAAUAACUUCUGGACAUGUCUAUCUGUUCACUAUGUCAAUAUUUAAAUUGAGAUCUGGGUUCUUAAACUUGUAUGAGUUGUAUUUUUAGCCACAAACGUUCUGUAGUAUAUACGUUCUCUUGUUUUUCAUGCGCAACUCAGUUUGUUUAGCGAAGGAUCAAGGGGACUCUCCAGCGACAAAUUUACUCGUUUAGGCCACUGUUACGGUUGCGUAAUAUACCAUACACAUGGUAAUGGUGGUAUAUACAGCUUUUUUAAAACUAGUCUUUAGUUAAAAAAAUAAUAAUAAUGAAAUGAAAAUAAAAUAAAUAAUAGUCACUGAAUUUUAAAUAAACGAGACGUGGUAAAUAUUGAUCGUAAAUAGGUAUGUAUGUAGGUAUGAGUGUUUGUUAAGUAAUGAUGUAAAUAGAUUCUUUCGAAUUUGAAUAAAUACAUUAGAGAC
This is a messenger RNA of Porites lobata, 17253 nucleotides long. The record is from the annotation of a GenBank genome assembly. Lineage: Eukaryota; Metazoa; Cnidaria; Anthozoa; Scleractinia; Poritidae.